Solanum verrucosum is the source of this 525-nucleotide messenger RNA. RefSeq lists its product as uncharacterized. The transcript is spliced from 2 exons. The record is from RefSeq and is a predicted model, not a curated record. Bases 1 to 525 code for a protein of 174 amino acids. NCBI's taxonomy places the organism in Eukaryota, Viridiplantae, Streptophyta, Magnoliopsida, Solanales, Solanaceae.
AUGACUUCAGAGAGCAAUUACGUUCAAGCAGUUAUUCUGCGUUUUAAUGGUCACUAUGACCAUUGGAGAUAUUUGAGAUUCGAUGAAGAAAAAUAUCAAGGUACUGCUAGAGUGAAGCGUGCACAGCUUCAAGGCUUGAGAAGGGAUUUCGAGACGUUGCAGAUGAAGGAAGGAGAUUCCGUAAUGAGUUACUACGCUAGAACAAUGGAGAUUAGCAACAAAAUGCGAUUUCAUGGUGGAAAGAUGACUGAUGUCACAAUUGUGGAAAAGAUAUUGCGCUCCCUGACGCUGAAGUAUGACUAUGUCGUUUCCUCAAUUGAGAAGUCAAAAGAUAUAGACGAGUUAUCGCUUGACGAAUUGCAAAGUUCCUUAUUGGUACAUGAGGAAAAAAUGAACCGCAGUACAUCUUCCGAAGAGCAGGCUUUGAAGACAUCUACUAAUACUCAUUUCUCAAAUUUUAGAGGAAGUGGUAGAGGUAGAGGAAGAGGAAGGGGAGAUCGAGGAUAUAGAGAUGAAGGCAGCUAA